AUGAAUAAUAUUAUCGAUUUUAUAAAAUAAAAUGGCAGUCCAUUUGAAACUUUAGAACUUGACAUGACAGCAGAUAAAAAAGAGAUUAAAUCGCAAUAUAAAGAAUUAGCCAGAAAAUAUCAUCCUGAUAAGAAUUUGAAUACCAAAGAGAAAUUCAUUAAAAUUUAAAAAGCCUAUGAGUUCUUAAUCCACAAUUUAGCAGAUAUUCAUAAAUACGUUGAGCAUUAGAAAUUCAGAUAAUAAGAACAAAAGAAAAUGACUAGUGAAUAGAAGUAAUAUGCGGAAGAUUUAAAGAGAAGAGAACAAAUGGCUGAGAGGUAGAAACAAUAGGAAGAUAUAGUAAAGUAGAUGAGAGUGAAUGAAGAAAUGAACAGACUUGAGGAAUAGAGAAAAUUUGAAGAGAAUGAGAAGAAGUAGAAGCAGGAGAAAUUAAUUUAAUUUGAGUUGCAAAAUCAAGAUCUGUAUAAGAGAUUAAAUACAAUUAAGAUCAAGUGGGCAAAAGAUUAAUUGUAUACUCCUGAUUUGUUGAGUUUGUUAUUCAAGAACUACGGUGCUAUUCAGGAGAUUAAGGUUCAGGAUAAUAAGAGGAAAGCAACUAUCACUUUUCAUACGACUGAAGCAGCUAAUAAUGCAGUGAUUCAAUAGAGUGAUGGAUUUUUGAAGGUUAAGCAUUUUAUGAAAAAAGAAAAGAGACAGUAGGUUCAGAAACAAUUGCAAACAGAGAAGGAGAUGAUCAAUAGGAAUGAUCAAGAUGUUUAUCAACUCAGUACUGAUACUUUGAAUAGGAUUUCACAUUUUUAUAAUAAGGAUUCUAAGAUUAAGGAAGGGUUGGAUGAACUUAAGAGGGAGCAGGAGAGAUUAAAAUUAAUAAAUUAGAUUUAUGAAGAGGAACUAAAUAAAUGA
This is a messenger RNA of Paramecium tetraurelia, 903 nucleotides long. RefSeq lists its product as uncharacterized. The transcript has 3 exons. Gene Ontology annotation, biological process: spliceosomal complex disassembly. The record is from RefSeq and is a predicted model, not a curated record. Gene Ontology annotation, cellular component: spliceosomal complex. Lineage: Eukaryota; Ciliophora; Oligohymenophorea; Peniculida; Parameciidae. Gene Ontology annotation, molecular function: RNA binding.